AUGGAAUCCUUCCUUCGAGGUAUCCACUCAAACGUACAUUUAAAAGGAAGGUAUCAUUGGAAAAGUGUACUUUUUUCUAAAAGGGAGGGGAAGAAGUUCUGUUGUUACCAUCUGCGGAAGAGUGUAGCAAGAGAACAAGUGCCUUCUUCCGAUGAUGCAGGGCAGGGUGCAGAGCAUCCCCAUUGUGAGUCGCCUUCCAAUGGAAACGACCCAACUUGGUACCACAACGUCGGAGCCAAUGUGGAGGAGAGGGGGAGGACCACCACCACGAAACGGUUCCGUGAAAACACGUGGCGAGAAAAAUGGUUAGAAGACAAACGCAGCGGUGGGUAUUCCACCAAAGGGGAAAAAAAUGCUUGGCACAGCAUACCCUCCAGGUGCAGCUUCCCCCCCAAGGGACGGCCAUUCACGUCAUUUCAAAGCGGACCACAACCUAAACACAAACAUAACCAAAUCGUCCUCACCGACCAGUUCAUAAAUCGAGCGAACUUGAAAAAAGAAAUUUUAGACACCCACAAAAAGCUAACCGCGGAUUCCUUCAUCGAUAAGAGAAAAGAGGAAAUUUAUUUUCUUCUAAGAAGUGCUAUUAUGCCGAAUCUGAAGGGGAAAAUUUACUUCAUCGGUUCCUGUGAAAAUCAUAUAUGGAUAAAAAACUCAGACAUCGACUGCUGCAUAGUUGUAGAAAAUUGCGAAGACAAGAACAGCUACCUGUACAUUUUGAAGGUCAUUAAAAGUGCCAUAAAUCUGAUUUACCCUUCGCUGACAGUGAAUAUCAUUAAGGCGUCCGUUCCGAUAGCUAAGAUUUACAGGGAACAGAAUAACAUUUGCGACAUCAGCAUAAACAACACCGUUGCGAUUGUGAAUACGAAGCUGGUCUCGUCUCUUUGCAACACGGAUGAGCGCGUCACGAUUAUAAACCGCGUGAUUAAGUACUGGGCCAAGCAGAAGAACAUCAACAACAGAUCACAAGGCACCUUCAGCUCGUAUGCCCUAUUUCUGUUGACAUACUAUUUUCUACAAAAUUUGGAGACCCCCCUGCUGCCUCCAUACAAGUCCAUAGAACGGGAAAACGCCUCCUCCUUUGAAAUAAACAGCGAAUACUUCUUCCUCCAGGAUGACGUGGAAAUGCCCUUUUACACAGACGCGAGAGACAUAUCGAGCAAAUUGGAUACUCCCCGUAAAAACGAAGACGACGUAUCGAAGUUGCUAUACGGGUUUUUCGAGGCAAGCGCGAAAAAAAAAAAAAAAAAAAAAAAAAAUACACAUACAUAUAUGUAUUUCUACUCAAGGAGCUCCUGCAGGAACGGAAUAACCCUAGACAUAUACAACAACCAGAUAAUCGAAAACAAGGAUAUGACGGCCAACAUUUUCUGCCCCAUAACGAAAAAAAUAGUAAACACCUACAGCAUUAACACGUGGAAAAAGAUGUUUGAGAAGAUUCUGGCUGCCCAUGAGCGACUCAAAAGUGGGAAAAGCCUGGAUGUGAUUUGCGAAGAAACGAAGAAUACCACACCCAACAGAAAAAUUGAUCUUAAAGGUAAGCUGGGAGGGCUAUUAGCAUCAUCUGUUAAGGCGAAAACUAUUUCAGGGCCUGCACGAGCCGUAGUUGAAAACGAAAAAAUGAUUAGAUUGGUUUGCGCGUGUCGCUACAAAAAAAACAGCGUUUUCGCAACCAGUGUGAGACUGUUAAAACGUAUUAAAAUUAGCUCAUUAAAGGAUGGGGUUAUAAAGAAAAGCAUUUGGAAGGCACAGGGGAAGGUGACUGUAGAUGAUGCGUUGAAGCACUUCACAAAAUCGGAGCUGUUUUUUCUCUUCGUCGUUCCAUUCACCUUUGCGUCUGCCUAUAUUGUAGCCAUGUGGACGCUCUUUAAGUAUAUCUGUGACAUUAGGGAUAUUGAACACUUCAUCAGAACGGCGCGCUGGCUGAAUGGGAAGGAGCCCUACCCCUUUGAGUACCUGCGGGAGGGGCGCAAAUCAAGGAGCUUCGAGGGGAACAAACCCAUCAUCGUGGCGGUGAAGAAGUUCGAGUAG
Molecule: messenger RNA, 2031 nt
Organism: Plasmodium coatneyi
Lineage: Eukaryota; Apicomplexa; Aconoidasida; Haemosporida; Plasmodiidae
Exons: 12
Coding region: 1-2031 (676 amino acids)
Biological process (GO): RNA 3'-end processing
Molecular function (GO): nucleotidyltransferase activity
Source: RefSeq, a predicted model, not a curated record